Molecule: messenger RNA, 637 nt
Organism: Labrus mixtus (cuckoo wrasse)
Lineage: Eukaryota; Metazoa; Chordata; Actinopteri; Labriformes; Labridae
Product: nephronectin-like
Exons: 3
Coding region: 93-512 (139 amino acids)
Molecular function (GO): calcium ion binding
Source: RefSeq, a predicted model, not a curated record
CAAUUCUUUGACCGAUCCUCAGCCAGUGUUUCCCUGUCUGUCUUCCAGGAGAGGCCGCAUGUUUCUCCCUGCGCUGCCAGUUUGGUUGCCAGAUGGAGAGAGGGGAAGAAGUGCGCUGUCUCUGUCCCCCAGGCCUCCACCUGGCUGCUGACAACAAAACCUGUGAAGAUGUGAACGAGUGCCACCAUGAUGCUAGCGUGUGUCCGCCUCGGAAGACAUGCAAGAACACUUUCGGCAGCUUUGUGUGUGUGUGUCAGCAUGGUUUUGUGAUUGGGACACUCCAGGGCUCGCUGCAAUGUCGAGAUAAGGAUGAAUGUUUAACUGGGUCUCACCGGUGCAGCCGUCACGCUCAGUGUGUCAACACAGAUGGUUCCUACACCUGUCAGUGUUUGGAGGACUACUUCGGCAACGGACGCACCUGCUGGCCCAAGAGAGCCCCACAGUCCAAGUCUGACAUGUACUUCAACUACAAACUCUCCAAAAGGACCAAGACCAUACAACCUCCAUCUUAAGGCUGCUUUUUCCAGCCCACAUCAUCUUCGGGUUACUUCCCAUGUGUUCAGGUUAAAAAUGUGUUUAACAGAGGUGAAAACGUUUUCAUACUGAAAUGUCAGGUACUUGUCCCAGUUAUGCUAAU